Messenger RNA from Ahaetulla prasina, 1956 nucleotides. RefSeq lists its product as uncharacterized. The transcript has 5 exons. The record is from RefSeq and is a predicted model, not a curated record. Bases 163 to 918 code for a protein of 251 amino acids. NCBI's taxonomy places the organism in Eukaryota, Metazoa, Chordata, Lepidosauria, Squamata, Colubridae.
CCUAUACAGAACAGUUUCACGGUACAAUAUGUUUCACAUGCUGGCUCCUGAAAACACUUUUUAGGCCGCUUGCUACCAGGAUCAAGAGGUUUGUCUCUCUGAAAGAACUGAACUGGGAUUUGAUCUUGUUCAUCUUCUCGACCUCCCUGGCCAGGAUUGGAAAUGGAGUCUAUUGAGAAAGCAAGAAAUAACCACCAUAGAAUGGAGCAGAUGCGAAAAGGAGAAACGUCACAGUUGAUUCCAAGACUUAAUCGUGAAGGGUUCUCAAAAGAGGAUGAAGAUUUUCUUUCUGAACUGAAUCCAGAGGAGAAAGAAUGUCUGGAGUUCUUGAUUCAGACAAUCAACAAUUUGGAUAAGGAAAUCUCAGAAGAUGAUGAGUGGAAUCAUGAGAAAACGGAAGGAUCUCUAGGUUCUCAGGACCAGCAUCACGUCAUCUGCAGCAUGCAGCAACAAAGUAAAUUUGAGGAAGAUGCCCCGGUGAAAAAUGGUCCCCGCCCAGCAGUUGCUAAAAGUAAAAUGAUCAAGUCCCGUUCAGAGGAGUCUGAUGAAGUCACUUUGAGGAGAUGGUCUGAUUUUUAUCUUCCUCGAGCCAAACUUCCUCCUAAAUCAGCCAACUCUCACCCCACCCACUCAAAGAAGUUUGACACCAUACUGAAGUCAGGAGUCAACGUUCAGGAACUCCGCUUACGUUUCCUGCACCACCUAGACAAUUCUGCUCCUGCCAAGCAACCGGCAAAGGAUACCGUGAGACUUUUAUCCAAUGCUCAAAGAUCUACGCGGGAUGAAGCAAUGCAGAAGCUGGGCUUUCUUCAGAGAGACAAAGCUUUUCUGAACACACGUCAACACAUCCCAUGUGCUGAAAGGCCAGACAAAGAGGCAACUGCAGGUUCCACCCACACACUUAAGCAGUAUCCAUAAUCGUUGCUCCCAUCCAGGAAGAGAUGCUUUCUUAAAUCAGCUGAAAGCCAAGCAAGAACAUCUCUUCUGAUAUGGUAUUGAACAAAACAAUCUUUUUUGUUGGAUUAUCUUCUGCAAAAUGCUAGUAGACCAGAAUAUGGAACCUGUUACUGUUUGUGGCAAUGUAUUUAACAGCAUUUCUUGUAUUAUUGUUGUUUUUUGCACAGAGCAUCUCAUUGUUGGUACAAUUGUUAGUUGAGAUACAUCAUGUUGACUUUUAAUUUAAUUUUUAAACCUUUUAAUGUUGCUUCCUUAACCCCCUGGAGCAAUCAAAGAGAUAUUUUGUGAAAACGGAGGCCUGUUUCCUUCCUUCAGACUCAACCUAAUACCUUUACUUAUAAAAUGAAAGCAAAUGCACUCAAGGUCACAAGGUGCUUUUGGUCUUAGCUUUUACUAGGCAGUCUCCUGGUCUUCUUCCUUGAGUUAUAUACAGGAUAAAAACAAAAUUGUUUUCUAGUCAGCACUUCCUAUGUUUUGCUAGCACAACUUCCAACAUUUUCAUUUCUACAGAUCAUGGGAGGGGAACCCAGAGCAAUGCAUUGCUUAGAUCCAGUAAUGGGCUUCAAUUUUGACUGCUACCGGUUUGCUCAUGGCCAGAAGCUUCUGCGCAUGCGCAGAGACGUCCGGGCGGGUGGGUAGAGCCGCCCACCACCGCCGUUACCGGUUUGCCCAAUCUGGGGCGAACAGGUAGCAACCCACCACUGCUAAGAUCCCUUUCAAGAGCAGGUCUCUUUUGAAUAUUAUGUUUGGCUUGUGAGAGUCUCUGGCACAAAUUGGAACAUAAGUAUCCCUCUGCAGCAGAAACCGGGAGGAAUAUCUGCCUAUCUAUAUUUUUUAAAUUCUACAAAAUACCCAAAAGGGAACUUCAAUCAAAAAACAUAGACCUAUACGAAAGGCAUCGCCUACUAAUUUUGUGUUAAUAUUAGCAUCCCUUUUGGAAAUGUUCUACAAGGAAAACUCUAUUAAAUGUUGAUUACUUUUCAGGUUUCUGAACAAUAA